UCCUGAAUACCUUCAAACAAAGGAGCCAUGUAGAAAGGUGUCUGAUGGAAAAGUAACCUGUCCUUGGUGAGCCCGUUUCCUGAGCGAACGAACCACAGCACUGUGUUUAAGGAGUGGAGGUGACCAUGAUCUCCAUGGCUUUCCGCUCGCUCGUUCUGGUGACUUUCAUCAUUCUGACCGUCGGUGGGAACAUGCUGGUGUGUUUGGCUGUGGGACUCAGCCGUCGACUGUGGCGCAUCGCUAACUGCUUCGUUGUGUCCCUGGCGGUGACGGAUCUGAUGCUAGGCCUGCUGGUGUUGCCCUUUUCUGCCAGCGUGGAGCUGCGCAGCGGGAAAUGGCCCCUCGGAGGAGCUCUGUGUAACAUCUACAUCUCUCUGGAUGUGCUGCUCUGUGCAUCCUCAAUCCUCACCCUGAUGGCCAUCAGUGUGGACCGAUACUUAGCCAUUACAGCUCCCCUUAGCUACUCCCGGAGAGUUACCCGUCUGAGGGUGACACUGGCCUUGAUCACCAUCUGGGCUUUGUCACUAGCAGUGUCCUUUGUGUCCAUCCACCUGGGCUGGAACACAGCAGACUAUAGAGUGCAGCACUCGGACUGGGGCAUGGGGGAGGACAAAGAGGGAUACUACUGCCAGUUUGAAUGGAAUAACAACUACGUUCUCAUUUAUACCUUUGGCACAUUUUACCUGCCUCUGCUGCUUAUGUGCGGAAUGUAUCUUUGCAUAUUCAGAGUGGCACGAGAACAGGUGAAGCGAAUUCGUGCUGCCACUCCGUCGUUUGCACGCUCCGCAUCAAAUGCAGCCAUAGCUCGGGAGCACAAAGCUACAGUGACAUUGGUAGCUGUUCUGGGGGGUUUUGUCAUCUGCUGGUUCCCCUACUUCACCUUAUUCACCUGCAUGGGCAUAAAGGAAAAUACAAACCCCCCUAAUACUCUUAACUCUGUGGUCCUGUGGCUGGGCUAUUUUAACUCGGCUCUUAACCCAAUCCUGUAUCCAGCCUUCAACAGGGAUUUCCGCAAGGCCUACGCAGAGCUGCUUCGCUGCAGAGGGUCGUUUCGCAGAAAACUGCAGCUCACUCAUGUGUCAAUUCAUAAACGAUUGACCUUUACUAACGAACAAAUGGUCUCCCAACAGUCUGAGAAACAUAAAAACAUGGAUAAUAAUGGAACUGAUGCAAAGACGGUCACUCCACAGGAGAUAAAUGGUAUCCCGAGUGAGCCAAGCUGA
Messenger RNA from Gymnodraco acuticeps, 1223 nucleotides. RefSeq names its product histamine receptor H2b (gene hrh2b). Lineage: Eukaryota; Metazoa; Chordata; Actinopteri; Perciformes; Bathydraconidae. The coding region runs from base 126 to 1223 and encodes 365 amino acids. Gene Ontology annotation, biological process: adenylate cyclase-activating adrenergic receptor signaling pathway. The transcript has 2 exons. Gene Ontology annotation, cellular component: membrane. Gene Ontology annotation, molecular function: G protein-coupled receptor activity. The record is from RefSeq and is a predicted model, not a curated record.